Brassica napus (rape) is the source of this 2781-nucleotide messenger RNA. RefSeq lists its product as uncharacterized. Lineage: Eukaryota; Viridiplantae; Streptophyta; Magnoliopsida; Brassicales; Brassicaceae. The coding region runs from base 162 to 662 and encodes 166 amino acids. The transcript is spliced from 4 exons. The record is from RefSeq and is a predicted model, not a curated record.
GUCUCCGUCCACAUUUUUGUCAACAGCUUGCGUUUUUAUUGAAGCAUUAUUCCCAUGUUAGACCACCAACCUUUUUGUAUGUACUUUCACUUUAUAUAUUGUGUGCACUAAUCAACCUAAACAAGACCGCCCCAAACUAUCAAAAUCUCUCUAUAUUCGCCAUGGAUACAAUAAGACUUUGGUUAAGCUAUGCAGUGUUGCUCUUUCUUACUCAGAGACAUUCAGUUUGUGCGCAAGGUGGCGGUGUCAUUGGGGGCGCAGGGAUUUUGGUUCAGAGAGCAGCGUUCUGUUUCAACAAUAACCUCUUGUCUCCAUAUUUGCAGCUCUAUAGAGGGUGCAAUGAGGCGUUCAGACUAAACCAAGGAGGUGAAUUCAAGGUUCCACCAGAGGAAACAGACAGGUUCUGCAACGGCCCUUGUGCCGCAGAGACGGAACUCGUGCUUGAAUGCAUUAACAACGUCAUGUCUGAUUUUGUGUUCUACAAUCGUGCUACACCGAGAGAUAUCAGGAACACUCUUCGUGGUGGCUGCAGCAACUCUUUCACUAGAGGAAACUUCAAUGUGGGAAACUAUGCUCAAGGACUCUUUUUUGGCAAAGCCGAGAAGAAGCUGCCUGGUUUUUUCAUUGGACUAGUUCUCGGUUUGGCACCGUUGAUCCUGUAAAGCAUACUUUUGUUAUUCAUUAGACUAUACAAGAGCUUGUAUGUAUAUGAUCCUCCAUCUCAUUGGACUAUCAUUGUUUGUCUACAUAGGAAAAACAUGGAUUCAUUGUUACCUUUUUGAUUUUAGAGUCUGCGGCAAAGAUUUACACUUUUCUCAUUUGUUUUAUGGCUUGUUAAAUGUCUGAGCUGAGGUUAGCGUUGAAUGUCACUUUUGUGUUUUCAACUUCAUCGGGUUAACCAUGUGAGAGACCUGCACAAAUAUUUGCUCACUUUACACACCAAAGGCCAUAUACAUCACAUUUCAUCCUCUAACAAAACACACUCUUUUCAAGUUAUCUUCAAAAUUCAUAUUUCAAAUAAGAGGCUUGAAACUAAUAUGCCAUGAGGGCUUAUACGAGAAGAGAAGACAAAGUCGACAUGCAAAAAGGAUCGCAAUCAGCUGGUGGUUUUCAUCAGAAUCAGCCACUGACGUUGCAGAAUGUCUAGAAUAUCUCCAGAGCCAUACCAUAGCUCAACACCAGACGAACAUGCAAUUGAGAGCUUUGGUUCAAGAUUCGAACAUCCAAUUCAAGAAGGUUCGGGAUCAGCUCUCAUUUGAUGAAUAAGAUUUUGAAGAGUCGAGACGAGGAGACGGUGAACUCAAAUUCAAACAUUCUGAUAGGCGAAAAUAAAUUUAUACACUAAUGAUUAUGCAGAAACCUAAAUUCUACUAAAAUUUCAGCUGAAAAUAAAAAACUUUGAAAGUUUUCUAAACAUUAAAAUCAAACAUUUAAAAAAUUGUAAUCUUAAGUUUGUAUUAAUUAAAAAAAAAGUCUUGUUUAGAUAUCAUUUAAUUUGUGGAAGCACUGUAGCCUAUUGGUUAAGGUUAAAAGGCUUCUACACCUAGGUUUGAGGUUCGAACUCCAAACUAUGCAAUUUCUUGCAGAUUACAAGAAAUCCAGGUUUCAAGUCCCAGAAAGAGCAAUUUAUUAAUGCAGACUACAGAAGAAAAGUUUGCAAGGAAUCUUCAACAUAGUGCAAGUAGAUCUGGUCAGAGAUGGAUCUUCAUAGAACAGCUCAGAUGAUGCAGUUAGGCGUAGAUCUUCAUAAGGCAGGUAGUAUUGUCGGUUGUCGAAUCGUCUAUGUAAUCUUUCUCAUAAAAUGUAAUGUCUUAAUAAAUCAGCGUUAAAAAAAAGAUAUCACUUAAUUAUGAUGGCAAUCAGGUUUAUGUGGCGGCAUAAGAAUCAAUUGAAAAAUAUCAAGUCCAAAAUUUAAUUGCUGGUAAAACUUAUAUUAAUCCAAACAUAAAUGUAUACUAGAGCUUGACAUGCACGUCCGUGCGGAUGUUUGUUUUAACUUGUAAAAUCAUUAUAAACCAUUGGUAAUUACUGUUUGUAUAAACUGUGGCAAACGUUAUUAGAUUUUUGUUGGAUUAUUACUGUGUUGAGUGAAUUUUUUAACACAAAUAAAUGAUUAGUAAUACAUUCAUCUAUUAAUUAUUUUGUUUUAUUAGUUUCAUUAUUAAUUUUAUAUUGUACUAAUACCACAUAUUUAAAAUGUUGAAAUUAUUAAUUACAUAUAUAUAUAUAUAUAUAUUAUAUUAUAAAUGGAGUACAUAUUUUUGGACAACAAAAAUGUAAUAUUAAUUUUUUUUUAGAAUAAUAAAUAGCAAAAUUUUAAAAUCGUAAUCUAUGGAUUUAAGGAGAAUCACGUUUGGAUUUCAAAUUAAUUAUGCUUGAUUGUAGGGAAGAUAAUUAAGAAAGUUAAAUUUGGAGUGGAUCACGUUUGGGAAAAUUACAUGUUUACCACUUUCAUGGUACCACUUUCAUUUUUACCACCAUUGAGACAUUUUCAAAAAUACUUUCUUUACUUUAGAGAAUCUCCAACCCACCUCUAUUUCUACCUCUAUAAUAGCAUUUAGAGACAAAAUCACUCCAACCCAUCUCUAUUUUUGCCUCUAAAAUAGAGAUUGCUAUUUUCUCCUCUAUUUAUAGAGGAAGAAAUAGCAUUCAUCUAUAUUUUGCUCUAUAUGUAGAGAUCUCUAUUUUAGAGAAAUACAUUGGAGUAAAACCCACCUCUAUUAUAGAGUUCCUUUAUUUUAGAGGUAAAAAUAGAGAAAUACAUUGGAGAUGGUCUAAGUG